CCACUACGAGUAUAUAAGUUAGUCGUAUGUUGAUCCUUCCUGCUCGCCUGUAAACCCGUAGUGCCCUAAGAUUGUUUGUACACCUUCUCGGCUGGCCGAAGAUAACCCACAAAUCCUGUUAAAUCUUAAGUUUAAUCUUAAUUAACACCGUUCCGACGACGGCACACCGCGUAGCCAACUCUGUCGCUGCUUUAUAUCGAAAUACCAUUGAAAAAGCGUUCUGCGAAUGACUUUGUCUCCUGUAACUCUAACUUCUGUGUAUUUGGUGUACUUAAAUUGCUGGAUUAUAGCACGCGUUGCCUUGCCUGUCAAGGUGUGUCGUCGCCUAAGUAGUAGACUAAAAAAAAAAGGAAUUUCCCAUAGAUGUAAUCUACAAAGCUGGAUGAAAAAGCAGUCCUACCUUUUAACGCUUAAGCGAAAAGAAAAUCAAAAAACUUAUGAGCUCCAGGCAGCAGCGACAGCAGUAUGAACACAAGCAACGUUCCAUCGUAAGGCACCUGUCUGAAAUGCGGAAACACAACCGUUUGCGUCGUCUCUGCACGAUGCCAGCUCCAUUCUCCGUGCCAUCUUCUUCGUCCAGCGUGGACAGACGCACCAGCCGGCGAAGCAGCAGCCAGACCUCACUGAGUCCCAGCAACAGUAGCGGAUAUGGCAGCGUCUUCGGCUGCGAAGACCAUGACGUGGCCACAUCUCAAAUCCACAAGGCUUUCGCCAAUCUGAAGCGACGACGCAGCUGCGGCGCGAGCACACCGACUCCCGACUCUAAACGGUCCAAGAACAACCAGGGACAGAUGGUCAAGAAGCCGCCAAAGGGCGAGUACAUUGUGGAACGCAUUGAGUGCGUGGAGGUAGAAAAAUAUCAGCCAGUCUUCUUUGUCAAAUGGCAGGGAUACUCUGCCAGCAAGAACACCUGGGAGAGCCUAGCCAACGUGGCCGACUGCGCCCAAAUGGAGGAGUUUUUGGAGCGGCAUCAGCAGCUCUACGAGACUUACAUUGCUAAGAUAACCAGUGAACUUGAGGGGCAGCUGGAGGCCUUGCCGCUGAUGCAGAACAUCACGGUGGCCGAUGUGGAUGCCUUUGAUCCGCUUAAUCUGCAGCUUGACCUCAUUCUACUGGCCCAGUACCAGGCUGCGAGCAGUCGUAGCCAGAAGGAGCCGCAGAAGAUCGGAGAGCGAGCCCUGCGCAACAUGCAGCUCAAGCGGGCACAAUUUACUCGGCGCAAGCAGCUGGUUGACCUAGCAAUGUUUGAGGAGCGCAUGAACAGUGUGGAGCAGCCGUCGCCACCAAUUCGAGUGGAGAACGACGUGGAUCUGGAUACCAUAGACAGCAAUUUCAUGUACAUACAGAAGAACAUAAUCGGCGAAGGAGUGCCCAAGCCGGAAGCGGGAAUUCUGGGCUGCAAGUGCUGUGACGAGGAUGGUGUCGAGGAAUGCGCUCCCUCCACAAAGUGCUGUGCUCGCAUGGCCGGCGAGCUGUUUGCCUACGAGCGGAACACACGGCGCUUGCGCCUGCAUCCAGGAAGCGCUAUCUUCGAGUGCAAUAGCCGCUGCGCAUGCAAGGAGACCUGCUCCAAUCGCCUGGUUCAACACGGACGCCAGCUCCCGCUGGUGCUGUUCAAGACGAGCAACGGCAGCGGCUGGGGUGUGAAGACCCCGAAUGCCCUGCGAAAGGGUGAAUUUGUGUGCGAGUACAUUGGGGAGAUCAUCACCAGCGACGAGGCCAAUGAGCGCGGCAAGGCGUACGACGACAAGGGCAGGACAUAUCUAUUUGACUUGGACUACAACACGGCUCAGGAGAGCGAGUACACAAUCGAUGCGGCAAACUUCGGCAAUAUCUCGCAUUUUAUCAACCACUCGUGCGAUCCAAAUCUCGCCGUGUUCCCCUGCUGGAUCGAGCAUUUAAAUGUGGCCCUGCCGCACCUUGUGUUCUUCACGCUGCGUCCCAUUAGGGCCGGCGAGGAGCUGAGCUUCGACUACAUUCGCGCGGAUAACGAGGACUUGCCGUACGAGAACCUCUCGACCGCUGUGCGUGUUGAGUGCCGCUGCGGAGCGGACAAUUGCCGAAAGGUCCUUUUUUAAACGGAUACACCCAAUAUUUUUUCUUAUUACGGCAAAAAAUCCUUUAAUUUGCAUUGAACUAUAUUUUUUUCAACACAUUUGUUGCUAGUUGGCGCUUGCUUGCCAUCUGUAUGCAGAUUUUAUAUUAUGAACAAUCAAUUGAUGGCAUUUUAAUUAUUUAUUUGUUAUCCUUGCACUGCCAAAUGCGAAUAUCGACGAAUUGUGGAUUUAUAUUAAGUUUGAACAAAAUACGACUAGAGAAUAAAACAAAAAUUCCGCAUACUUUGUACAUGUCAUUAUAUACCUUUUACUUUUCUAUUAUGGAAUUAGGUUAACAGUAGUGUUUGGACAAACACCUUACAAUGUGCUAAAAUAAAGUACGGUAUUAUGUGUAAAUCAAUAUUUCAGAAUAAAUACCUUAUGAUAAUUGAAUGAUGUUAUGUAUUUAUUUUUUUUAGCCUUAUGUUUUGGAGAGGAAAAUGUAGUUUAGCAUAUAUGAUAAUUCUUUGUAGAAACAAUGUAUGAUGAUUCAAGUGAGAAAACCACCUAGAGUUAUUGUUAGA
Drosophila subpulchrella is the source of this 2620-nucleotide messenger RNA. RefSeq names its product eukaryotic translation initiation factor 2 subunit 3 (gene eIF2gamma). The coding region runs from base 438 to 2078 and encodes 546 amino acids. The transcript has 2 exons. Lineage: Eukaryota; Metazoa; Arthropoda; Insecta; Diptera; Drosophilidae. Gene Ontology annotation, molecular function: tRNA binding; histone H3K9 methyltransferase activity; protein binding. Gene Ontology annotation, biological process: positive regulation of translational fidelity; formation of translation preinitiation complex. Gene Ontology annotation, cellular component: nucleus; eukaryotic translation initiation factor 2 complex; cytosol. The record is from RefSeq and is a predicted model, not a curated record.